Messenger RNA from Arabidopsis arenosa, 3890 nucleotides. The record is from the annotation of a GenBank genome assembly. Lineage: Eukaryota; Viridiplantae; Streptophyta; Magnoliopsida; Brassicales; Brassicaceae.
GGAAGACGAAGAAGAAGUCUAUCUCACGAGUUCCCGUUUCGUGAAUCUCUCUCUCUGUGUGAACAAAGACGAAGAAGACGAAGAAGACGAAGAGCAAACAAGACGAAGUACCACUGAUAGAAACCCUAGUUUUUUUUUUAAAUUCCGUCGAGGCGUAAUGUCGUCGGAGCUGCAGAUUUCGCCGGCGAUUCACGACCCGCAAGGUCAAGAGAAGCAGCAGCAAGCCGCCGGAGUCGGGAUUUUGCUUCAGAUCAUGAUGCUCGUCCUCUCUUUUGUACUCGGUCAUGUCCUUCGCCGUCAUAAGUUCUAUUACCUACCUGAAGCUAGUGCUUCUCUUCUAAUCGGGCUGAUCGUUGGUGGUUUAGCGAACAUCUCGAACACGGAGACUAGCAUAAGGACAUGGUUCAAUUUCCACGAUGAGUUCUUCUUUCUUCUACAACCUAAACCUUUCUUUUCAAACUUUGGAGCCAUUGUCACUUUUUCAGUUCUUGGAACUUUUGUAGCUUCCAUGGUUACUGGAGUGCUAGUGUACCUUGGCGGUGUGAUGUUUCUCAUGUACAGACUUCCAUUCGUUGAGUGUCUCAUGUUUGGCUCUCUUAUCUCAGCCACUGAUCCUGUCACUGUAUUGUCGAUAUUUCAGGAACUUGGUUCAGAUGUAAAUUUGUAUGCCCUGGUGUUUGGAGAAUCAGUUUUAAAUGAUGCUAUGGCGAUAUCUCUGUACAGGACAAUGUCCUUGGUGAGAAGUCAUUCCUCCGGACAGAAUUUCUUUAUGGUGAUAGUCAGGUUUCUCGAAACAUUUGUCGGUUCAAUGUCUGCAGGCGUUGGACACCUAUUCAAGUAUGCAGGACUGGAUGUUGACAAUCUACAGAACUUGGAGUGCUGUCUCUUCGUGCUUUUUCCAUAUUUCUCAUACAUGCUUGCUGAAGGUCUCAGUCUAUCUGGCAUCGUAUCGAUUCUAUUUACAGGGAUUGUCAUGAAACAUUAUACCUACUCAAACUUGUCUGCAAAUUCUCAGCGAUUUGUGUCUGCAUUUUUCCAUCUGAUAUCUUCACUGGCAGAGACUUUUGUGUUCAUCUACAUGGGUUUUGAUAUUGCCAUGGAAAAGCAUAGUUGGUCACACUUGGGAUUCAUCUUAUUCUCUAUUUUAUUUAUCGUAAUAGCAAGGGCAGCUAAUGUGUUUGGUUGUGGAUAUUUGGUCAAUCUGGCACGACCUGCUCAUAGGAAAAUACCAAUGACGCAUCAAAAAGCACUUUGGUACAGUGGACUUCGAGGUGCUAUGGCUUUUGCUCUUGCUCUACAAUCUGUUCACGAUCUCCCAGAAGGACAUGGUCAAACUAUAUUUACUGCAACUACAGCCAUUGUUGUUCUGACGGUGUUGCUGAUUGGAGGAUCCACUGGUACAAUGCUUGAAGCCCUAGAGGUUGUAGGUGAUAGCCACGAUACAUCCUUAGGUGAUGGCUUUGAGGUGGUGAACAGUCGUUAUAUGACUAGUUAUGAUGAUGAAGAUACACCGCCAGGAAGUGGAUUCAGGACAAAACUAAGAGAGUUCCAUAAGAGCGCGGCAUCAUUCACAGAACUAGAUAGGAACUACCUAACACCGUUCUUCACAAGUAACAAUGGAGAUUAUGAUGAUGAGGGUAACAUUGAGCAACACCAUGAAGAGCGAAUCCCAUUUACUAGAAGAGGAAGUGAUGGUCUUUCGUUACGCAAUUCGAAAAGAAAUGUCGGAAAUCCCAAGUUUUUCUCAGUCAAUCGGAGGAGAUUGGCGCGUGCGGCUCUGGUUCAAGCUAGGCCUAAGGAAGAUGGAGCGGCCUCGAGUCCUUCUCCAUCGUCGAGACCGACUACGGCGUCCGUUGUGCAGUACCGACGAGCUGAUCUCGCGGAUGAUCUUCAAGCUGAGGCACGAGCUUUGGGUCGUGCUGUUGAUGCUUCUAUUUAUUCUCCGGAGCUCAUCGCCAGGAAACAUGGCUCUCAGCCUUUCAAGGCUUUGCGGAGAAGUUUGGAGAUAUUGGGAGCUUUGGGUGGCUUCGCUUUGAAAUUGGGGAUUGAUCAGAAGCAAGGCAACUUAGAGAAGAACAUGAAGAAGCGAGCUGGUGAGCUCCGUCGGAUUUUCACUCGUCUGGGACCUACUUUUGUUAAAUUGGGUCAAGGUUUGUCCACCCGACCCGACCUCUGUCCACCCGAUUACCUUGAAGAACUUGCAGAGCUUCAGGAUGCUUUGCCAACCUUCCCUGAUGCAGAGGCAUUUGCUUGCAUUGAGAGAGAGUUGGAUUUGUCUCUAGAGUCCAUUUUCUCGUCUGUAUCCCCUGAGCCAAUCGCAGCAGCUAGUCUUGGCCAGGUUUACAAAGCUCAGCUGAGGUAUUCCGGUCAGGUUGUUGCUGUCAAAGUUCAACGCCCUGGAAUCGAAGAAGCCAUUGGCCUUGAUUUUUACCUUAUUAGAGGAGUUGGAAAACUCAUCAACAAGUAUGUAGACUUCAUCACUACCGACGUCCUUACCCUUAUCGAUGAGUUUGCCUGCAGAGUUUAUCAGGAGCUUAACUACGUUCAGGAGGCCCAAAAUGCCAGAAGGUUUAAAAAACUGUAUGCUGAUAAAGCGGAUGUUCUUGUUCCUGAUAUAUUCUGGGAUUACACGAGCCGCAAGGUUCUAACAAUGGAAUGGGUUGAAGGAACUAAACUGAAUGAGCAACUUGCAAUUGAGAGUCAGGGAUUGAAGGUUCUGGAUCUCGUGAAUACAGGAAUCCAGUGUAGCCUAAGGCAACUCUUGGAGUAUGGCUUUUUCCAUGCUGACCCUCAUCCUGGUAAUCUCUUGGCAACACCUGAUGGAAAACUUGCCUUUCUAGACUUUGGUAUGAUGAGUGAGACACCAGAGGAAGCUAGAUUUGCUAUCAUAGGUCAUGUUGUUCACUUAGUGAACAGAGAUUAUGAAGCCAUGGCCCGAGAUUACUAUGCUUUGAAGUUCUUGUCCCCUGAUGUGGAUGUUACUCCCAUCGUACCAGCUCUCAGAGACUUCUUUGACGAUGCACUUAAUUAUACAGUGAGUGAGCUCAAUUUCAAAACUUUGGUUGAUGGUCUAGGUGCUGUCUUCUACCAGUAUCCAUUCAAUGUCCCGGCCUACUAUGCUUUGAUUUUGAGGUCGCUUACUGUACUUGAAGGUUUGGCACUUUACGCAGAUCCUAAUUUCAAAGUGCUAGCUGCUUCAUACCCAUAUUUUGCCAAAAGGCUUCUCACUGAUCCAAACCCGUAUCUAAGAGAUGCCCUUAUCGAGCUUCUAUUCAAAGAUGGAAAAUUUAGAUGGAAUAGACUCGAGAACCUUCUACAACAGGGAAGUAAAGAUAGAGACUUCUCAGCAAAGGAUGCUCUACAACCAGUUUUGAAGCUGUUGCUGGAUCCAAAUGGUGAAGAGCUUCGACUGUUAGUAAUUAAGGAAGCUGUACGAGUCAGUGAAGCAAUUGCGCUGGGCACUGUUGUUGAUACAUACAAUUCCCUUCCUGAGUUUCUGAGAUCUCUUGUCUUCAAUGGAAAUGGGAAUGGCCCUCUUACAAUGAGUACCACGGAACUUCAAAGCACGCUUGAGCUUCGGGAUCAGGUCUCUAGAAUCUGGGGCCUUCUUCAAUCUUCAGAAAGCUUUGAUCCUGCUAUUUUGCAACCAAUACUACAGGUGUUACAACAACCAGAGGCACGAAGACUUGGAGGACGUGUUGCAGGCGGUGUAGGCCAACGUCUUGCAGCUCGGUUUCUGCAACAACUUCUUCGAGCCACAACACCAUCUUCGGCACCAACCCCAUAGGUCCUCUUUUCUUCUCAGUGAAAUGGUAUAUUGUAUAUUAAGGCGAGACACUCGCAAACCACAGAAUUGCUUCAUGUUAUAGUAAUAUAGUAUCAUUCUUUCU